AUGAAGAUUAGAAAGAAUAAGGAUGAUUAUGAACUAACACGUUUCUUUGGUGUGUCUGAUGUUACUGUCUCAAAUGUUUUUGUGACUUGGAUAAAUUUUAUGUAUCAAAUGUGGAGUUUGUUAGAAAUUUGGCCUAGCAGAGAACUCGUAGACUUCUUCAUGCCAGAAGGUUUCAGAAAAUACUAUCCAUCCACUAGAGUCAUCGUGGACUGCACAGAGGUGCCAAUCAAUAAGCCUAAGAACCCUGCAGCACAACAAGCAGUGUUUAGUUACUACAAGAACCGGUGUACUGGCAAGUUUGAGGUUGGUGCGACUCCAUCUGGUCUUCUCUGUCAUUGUUCUAGUGGAUAUGGAGGAAGUGCAAGUGAUCGUCAGAUAGUUGAGAGAAGUGGUUUACUAAAUAAAUGUGAGCGGUCAGAUAGUAUCAUGGCAGAUAGGGGCUUUGAUGUGCAAGAUUUAUUUGCAUCCAGUGGUGUUACUGUAAAUAUCCCAACAUUUUUGAGAGGAAAAAGUCAACUUCCCGGUGUCACUCUGCUCCAAGAUAGGAAACUUUCUUCAAAAAGAGUACACAUAGAAAGGCUGAUCGGUUUGCUUAAGACUUAUGAAAUACUGCAGACACCUAUGAAUGGAUUCUAUGUGCCUAUUUGUUCUAAAAUAUUUUUUUGUUUGCUUCAUGCUAUGUAA
Messenger RNA from Thrips palmi, 684 nucleotides. RefSeq lists its product as uncharacterized. The transcript has a single exon. Bases 1 to 684 code for a protein of 227 amino acids. NCBI's taxonomy places the organism in Eukaryota, Metazoa, Arthropoda, Insecta, Thysanoptera, Thripidae. The record is from RefSeq and is a predicted model, not a curated record.